AUGGAGAUCUUAUUAGAGAAGAGCGCGUACCAGUCGGUGGAUGCAGGUAUGUCGGCUAAAUUUACUCGUUUAACCUUUGUGGCGCGACCGAAUGGGUUUUGUAUUAGAGCGAGUGAUGCGGCACGGAGUGUGCUGGUUGAGCAUUAUAUUGACCGGAUGUUUACGCGGCAGUACACGCCAGGACGGCCGUUUAGUAUUCCUUAUCUUAGAGUUGGUUUGCCGGGGACUGAUCGGGUGCAUUUGCGCGUGCAGGGCAGUGUUUUGGUUGCUCAGUGGUCGGGGAAGGGUUUAUUGCUUGAACGGCACAUUUACUUGUUGGAGAAUGAAGCUCCGAGUAUGGACGAGAGUUUAGCCCCGCCGAGUUUAUUUACGAUUGGACUGAGUGUCUUUCAGCGGCUGAUUAAAAUGACCGAUAGUGACUUGGAAGUGAAUGUGGGGAAGGAAGAGGUGGUUUUGCAAGGCGUAUCAAGCACGGGUUUAAGUAUUGUCGGGAAGGUGCCUAGUACGUCCCGAGUGGCUGGGACGUUCAUUUUGCCUAAAGUUCAUUUGGAAAAGGUGCCUAAAUACUUGGGGUACAUUUCAGUGAGUAUGGGUGCGGAUGAAAGAGGAGUAGUGGUUAUGUCUUUGGAGAUGGUUGGAGUAGUUACGACUAUAACUGUGGCCUGUGCGGUGGUUUUUUUUAAUGCCAGUUGA
Molecule: messenger RNA, 693 nt
Organism: Nematocida homosporus
Lineage: Eukaryota; Fungi; Microsporidia
Exons: 1
Coding region: 1-693 (230 amino acids)
Source: RefSeq, a predicted model, not a curated record